AAGGUCUCUGUCAUCCAGACUGGAGUGCAGUAGCAAGAUCAUAGCUCACUGUGACCUAGAACUCCUGGGCUCAAGCCAUCCUCCCACCUCAGCCUCCCAAGAAGCUAGGACUACACACCACCAUAUCCAGCUAAUUUUUUUAAAAAAGUUUUUUCUGUAGAGAUGGAGUCUCACUAUGUUGCCCAAGCUGGUCUUGGACUCCUGGGCUCGAGCAGUCCUCCCGCUUUGACCUCCCGAAGAACUGGGAUUAGGUGUGAGCCAGUGUGCCUGGCUUUUUCCUUCUUUUUUAGCACAUCCUGUUUUUGUUCUAUCACUUCAUUUUUUUCCUUCCUGCCUCACAUUUUCUUUCCCCAUUUUGAAUGACGUUAGUGCUCUUCUUGUCCAGGCGUGCCGACUGGUACCUCUUAAUCAGAAUCAUCUCGUCAGCAAAGUGUCCCAGCUUAUCCACCAUUUACUUAACAGAUUACAGGUAAUUGUUGAUGAACAGCACUUGGAUUUCCUGUUGGCAUAUACUAUUUCAGCUAUUCAUCAGUGUAGUUCCUGGACACACAUGGAAAUUCUUCAAGCCCUGGCAGCUCUGGUGUACUGCAAUGGCUCAAAAUGUCAAAAGUACCUCCCAGAGCUGCUAGGCAAGACCGGACUCUUAAUGAAGUUGAGUGACUUGGCUCAGUCGGAUCCUGAAGUCAGGAGAGCUGCAGUACAUUGUAUGGCAAACUUAUGUCUCAGUAUGCCAGGACAGCCGUAUUUGGAGGAGCCCUACCAAAAUGUCUGUUUCCAAGCUUUCCUGACUAUUUUACAAUCUCCAAAAUCAUCUGAUAUGGAUGAUGUCACAUUUUGCAUGUUAUUGCAAAAUGCAUUAAAAGGUAUACAGUCACUUCUAAAUGGUGGGAGAAUGAAACUAACACAGACCGAUGAACUUGGAGCACUUUUAGCUGUGCUAAAGAAAUUCAUGUUUCACGGACUCCCUGGACUAAACAUAGAGAUGCCCACGGUGUUAUACCCAACUCCGCUUCCUCAGUAUGAUGGGCGAACACCUAUCAAACCACAGCAAUCAGAAUCCAGUGCUUCUCGACCAACUUUGAAUAAAAAGAAAAAGUCCAGAGUAAAACCAAAGAAAAUCCAGCAAGGAGAGGAGGAGGAAAAGGAAUCCAGUGGUGAAAUAGAGGCAGCCCCAGUCACUGGCACAGGCAGAGUGAACCUGCAUGAAGGGAACACUUGGUGUCCCUCCUCCCUGGGUGUCCAGAGUUUGCCUUUAGAUGGAAGUGGAGCUGCAGGAAAAGAUGAAGUCUCCUCACCCUUCAGUUCUUCCAGUUGGAAAAGGGUCAGCAGUAGUGAGUCAGACUAUUCUGAUGCUGAAGGAGGCAUGCAGAGUAAAAUGAGGUCUUACCAAGCUAAAGUUCGCCAAGGAGCCUUAGUUUGUUUUCUUUCAACUAUAAAAUCGAUAGAAAAAAAGGUUCUUUAUGGCUACUGGUCAGCCUUUAUUCCUGAUACACCUGAACUUGGCAGCCCACAGUCAGUGUCCUUGAUGACCCUUACAUUGAAAGACCCUUCUCCAAAGACACGUGCCUGUGCUCUGCAAGUUUUAUCUGCCAUCUUGGAAGGCUCAAAGCAGUUUCUUUCUGUUGCUGAAGAUACCAGUGACCACAGAAGGGCUUUUACCCCCUUCUCCGUAAUGAUCGCUUCCAGCAUUAGAGAGUUGCACAGAUGUCUUUUGUUAGCUUUGGUGGCGGAGUCAUCCUCACAGACCCUUACUCAGAUAAUUAAGUGCCUUGCAAAUUUAGUAUCAAAUGCACCUUAUAAUCGUCUCAAACUCAGCCUGCUGACCAAAGUCUGGAACCAGAUAAAGCCUUAUAUUCGCCACAAAGAUGUUAAUGUUCGUGUGUCAAGUCUCACACUCUUGGGAGCUAUAGUGUCCACCCACGCACCUUUACCUGAAGUCCAGCUACUUCUGCAACAGCCAUGUUCUUCUGGACUCAGUAAUAGCAAUUCAGCAACCCCUCACCUCAGCCCUCCUGAUUGGUGGAAGAAAGCCCCUACAGGACCCUCUCUGGAAGAAACGUCAGUUAGCUCACCUAGGGGAUCUUCAGAGCCCUGCUGGCUCAUUCGACUCUGCAUUUCCAUUGUCGUACUGCCCAAGGAGGAUUCCUGUUCAGGUAGCGAUGCUGGCUCUGCAGCAGGAGGCAACUACGAACCAUCCCCCAUGCGACUGGAGGCCUUACAGGUAUUGAGUCUUCUGGCAAGGGGCUACUUUUCAAUGACUCAAGCCUACUUGAUGGAGCUUGGAGAGGUGAUUUGCAAGUGCAUGGGGGAAGCAGAUCCAUCCAUUCAGCUUCAUGGAGCAAAGCUUCUGGAAGAACUGGGCACAGGCUUAAUACAGCAGCAUAAACCGGACUCCACUGCAGCACCUGAUCAGAGAGUGCCAGUCUUCUUGGUGGUGAUGUUCUGGACUAUGAUGCUGAACGGUCCUUUACCCAGAGCCCUGCAGAAUUCGGAGCACCCAACUCUCCAGGCGAGCGCCUGUGAUGCCCUGUCUUCCAUCUUGCCAGAGGCCUUCAGCAAUCUGCCGAAUGACAGGCAGAUCCUGUGCAUCACAGUGCUGCUCGGGCUGAAUGACAGCAAGAAUCGCUUAGUGAAAGCUGCAACUUCACGGGCCCUGGGAGUCUAUGUGCUUUUUCCCUGUCUCAGACAGGAUGUCAUAUUUGUUGCAGACGCAGCAAAUGCAAUAUUGAUGUCACUUGAAGACAAGUCUCUAAAUGUUCGAGCCAAAGCAGCCUGGUCCCUGGGCAACCUGACAGACACUCUGAUUAUCAACAUGGAAACACCAGACCCAAGUUUCCAGGAAGAGUUCUCUGGUCUCCUGCUCUUGAAAAUGUUACAAUCAGCUAUAGAAGCAUCCAAGGAUAAAGACAAGGUAAAAAGCAAUGCAGUCCGGGCCCUUGGAAAUUUGCUUCAUUUUCUACAACCGUCUCAUAUAGAAAAACCCACAUUUGCAGAAAUCAUUGAGGAGUCUAUCCAGGCCCUAAUUUCUACUGUACUAACAGAAGCUGCCAUGAAAGUCCGAUGGAAUGCUUGUUAUGCAAUGGGAAAUGUAUUUAAAAAUCCUGCCCUUCCUUUAGGGACAGCCCCAUGGACCUCCCAGGCCUACAAUGCCCUGACAUCAGUCGUGACAUCAUGCAAGAACUUCAAAGUGCGCAUCAGAUCUGCAGCUGCCCUUUCCAUCCCGGGGAAGAGAGAGCAGUACGGGUCUGUUGACCAGUAUGCUCGGAUCUGGAACGCAUUGGUCACUGCCUUACAGAAGAGCGAAGACACCACAGACUUUUUGGAAUUCAAGUACUGUGCCAGCCUACGGACCCAAAUCUGCCAGGCACUGAUUCACCUCUUGAGCUUGGCCAGUGCCUCGGACCUCCCUUGUAUCAAAGAAACCCUUGAACUGAAUGGGAAUAUGGUCCAGUCCUAUAUCCUACAGUUUUUAAAAUCAGGAGCAGAGGGAGAUGACACUGGAGCACCCCACAGCCCACAGGAAAGAGACCAGAUGGUCAGAAUGGCCCUUAAGCACAUAGGCAGCAUCCAGGCACCGACUGGAGACACAGCCAGAAGGGCCAUCAUGGGCUUCUUAGAAGAGAUCCUGGCCAUUUGUUUUGACUCAUCUGGAUCACAAGGGGCACUCCCAGGGUUAACAAAUCAGUGAAGAUCCCACCAUACUGUCUAGAUGUCGAAGGUGGCAAUAGGAAGACCUGAGCUUGAGCAUAAGAUCUGUGGGAUUUCAUCUUAGGGGCAGGAACAAUCUGUUCACUAUUUAUUUAGAAUGACUUAGCAGCCAUUUAAAUUUUCACAGAGGGCUCAACCACCUUUGGAGUGGCUCCAUAGCACUGGCCAUGGUCAGGGUUGUUGGAACAUCUGAGCUGUGCAUCCAGGAGCAGAGGAGUCAGGUUGUAAUAUGGGCCAAGCAGACGGGCUUUGAGGGCAUUUAGUCUCAGAAAAAAGAAAUGUAGAAGGAUUUCGGAAUUAGAAUUUUGUAUAUUGUAUCUGUAGUUUUGUAAUAAACCAACAAAAAAUA
Messenger RNA from Symphalangus syndactylus (siamang), 4057 nucleotides. RefSeq names its product HEAT repeat containing 6 (gene HEATR6). Lineage: Eukaryota; Metazoa; Chordata; Mammalia; Primates; Hylobatidae. The record is from RefSeq and is a predicted model, not a curated record.